AUGGAAGAGAGUUGGCGACGAACUUGGUGGGAGCUCUUUGUGACCGACGGCCUGAUUGCUGGGAUUCACAAAAAGACAAACUUUCCGCUUUUCGAUUUUAUGUCUGACGUUGCGCUUCCCUGCGAGGAAUACCAAUACCUCUCGGAGCCCAGGCACCUCGAAGACAUGGAUGAUAGUGGCAUCUAUGGUCUGAACCGUGAGUUCUCAUCAUUUACAUAUCGAAUUAAAUCCGCUCAGAUCCUCGGCAAGCUUUUGAGGAGUCGUCCUACUACUGGGCCCGACGAUGAAGCCCUUGGCCAUAUCGAGGCAUUGCUCACAGACUGGCGUCGCAGUCUGCCCCAGUCAAAAAAGGAUGGGCUAUACCAGAGUGGCAGGUUGGACGAGAUGAUGUUCCAGGCAUAUAUGAUAGCCCAUAUCACGUCGAUCCUGCUUCACCAACCGUACUCGCAGUUGAACUUGCCGUCGAGUCAAUUGGCUGACCCAAGUACUUUAAAUGGCUCGCAUAAUAGUCUCGAUGCCCAUACAAAAUAUACGAUAUACUCCGCCACAGAAAUCAGCAAACUUCUCACCCAUCGCGUCUCACUUCUUUCCCAUACACACUUCCUCAACUACGCAGUACGAAUGUCCUCCGCCAUACAUCUUACCAAAUGGGCUCUGCCUCUUGCGCCGCAGGAAGGCAGCCACAACAAUAUACGUCGCUUUAUUCGACUUAACAACACUGUUUUCUCAAGAAUGUCUCCAAUUUGGAGCGCUGCUGAGCGAGAAGGUCGCUCAGUGAAAAGCAUGGCACAGGACAUUUACCAAGGGAAGAAACGACAACAACUUAUGCCCCAUGUUUGGUAUAAUAUUAGUCACGAAGCGGCUAUGGAGAUAAUCGCAGUGGAUGAAGCCAUCAUGCAAGAGUUUGAGAGCAUAUCGAACCCCGAGGGCCCGAAGGAUCCGGCGACAGGGUCUCGUCCAAGCUCAGCCCUGUAUCUUACACCAGGUCAGCGGUACCCAAUCACGGAGGCAUGUUUCAAGGUUUAG
Fusarium graminearum PH-1 is the source of this 1026-nucleotide messenger RNA. RefSeq lists its product as uncharacterized. NCBI's taxonomy places the organism in Eukaryota, Fungi, Ascomycota, Sordariomycetes, Hypocreales, Nectriaceae. The record is from RefSeq and is a predicted model, not a curated record. Gene Ontology annotation, molecular function: zinc ion binding; DNA binding. The coding region runs from base 1 to 1026 and encodes 341 amino acids. Gene Ontology annotation, biological process: DNA-templated transcription. The transcript has 3 exons.